Messenger RNA from Paramecium sonneborni, 884 nucleotides. The record is from the annotation of a GenBank genome assembly. NCBI's taxonomy places the organism in Eukaryota, Ciliophora, Oligohymenophorea, Peniculida, Parameciidae.
GAGCUACAGUAGAUCAUCUUUAUAAACAUUAAAUUGCAGUAUAAAAUGCAAAGUCAUUAAUAAAUAUAAAACCUCCAAAAGCUGUAUGAUUAUUUAUCAUAACAGUCUUUAGAUUAAAAAUAGAGACAAGAGAGUAAAUAUAAUUGUGAGGAUGAUUUUAAUAAUGUAUUAAAAACAUUUAAAGCAGUUGUUUAAACAAAAAAAAUGUAUGAUUAAUCAAUUUAUUUUAGUUUAGGAUUGAUAACAAUCAGCCAUUUAUGAAAAAAAGAACUCCAAAUAAUAGAAAUAAAAAAGAGAAAUUUGAAUAAUAUGAGCAUGAAAUGAAUAUUAAAGCACAGAAAAGAAGAAUAGGAAGUGCUGGUUCUAUGUAAGAAAGAAAAAAGAAUUAAUUUGAUCCUAUAGCUCAUCCACCAGUAUUUUUUAGAAGAGAAGGACAAAAUCUAUCAAAUUGUCGACUUGAUAAUUUGAUGUAAUAUAUUGUAAUUUAUUAUAUAAAUCUAAAGUCUAAAGAGUAAUAGUCUGGAGAUAAAAUUAAUUUAAAUGCAUCAAUGAAAAAAUGGUAGAGAGCUUAAUCUUCAAAUAAAAAAUCAUAAAUAAAAAUAUAAUAAUUUGUUGCGGAAGUAGAAAAAUUAAAUGGAGAAUUUGUUUAUGAACUACCUAUAUUAAAAGGAUAAGAAAAAAAAGAUUAUUAUGAAUUAAAAAAAGAUUUAAUAAGUAAAAUUAAUAUAUUAUAUUUAGUGAUAAUAUUCAAACAUAGAAUAUAUAAGAGUGAAGAUUUAGAGGCUUUAUUUGGUAGAUUAUUAAUACAUAAUCCAUCAUUACAUAUGGUAUGGAUAGAAGAUAUAUUCAAUGAAAUAAGAGAGGAGUUUCUUGAUUUUGAGUGA